AUGUUAUAUGGGUUAUUGGGAGCCACUCCUAAGCCUACUCCUCAGCACAAUUGGAAACGAAACUCAUCUCUUCAGCUCAGUCUGCUUGCGUUUCAAAAUGGCAGAAGCCAUGGACUCAAUCAGUUGUUCAAUCUGUUUGGAGAUACUGAAGGAUCCAGUGACUAUUCCCUGUGGACACAGCUACUGUAUGGACUGUAUUAAAUGCUUCUGGGAUCAGAAGCUUGUCUGCAGCUGCCCCCAGUGCAGACAGAUCUUCCCAACAAGGCCUGUUCUGAACAAAAACACUGUCAUUGCAGAAUUGGUGGAAAAACUGACAGAAAUAAAUACGAAGAAGAUUCAGGAGGUGAGACUUAAGAUGAAGGUUGUUUCACCUCCUGAACCCAAUACCAGAGAGGAGUUCUUGAAAUAUUCCUGCCAGCUCACAUUGGACCCCAACACAGCUAAUAGAUAUCUGCGUCUGUCUGAGGGGAACAGGAAGGUGACCAGGAGUGAAAAUGCUGAGUCCUAUCUUCACCAUCCAGACAGAUUUAACUUCUACUGCCAGCUGCUGUGUAAAGAAGCUUUGUCUGGAACCUGCUACUGGGAGGUAGAAAGGAGUGGGAGCAAGUGUAAAGUUGCCGUGUCUUAUAAAGGGAUCUGCAGGAGAGGAGAUGGAGUGGAUGUUAGCUUUGGACGAAAUUAUCAGUCCUGGACUUUGGUCUGUGAUCCGUCUAUCUGCUCUUUCAGGCACAAUAAUAUCAAUACUGAUAUCCCUACCCCCUGCUCCUCCAGAGUAGGAGUGUACCUGGACCACAAGGCAGGAACUCUGUCCUUCUACAGUGUCUCUGACAAGAUGACCCUCCUCCACAGAGUCCAGACCACAUUCACUCAGCCCCUCUACCCUGGAUUCUGGGUUGGUCCUGGUUAUGGAUCAUCUGUGAAGAUACUGACACCAAUAUAG
Molecule: messenger RNA, 940 nt
Organism: Oncorhynchus gorbuscha (pink salmon)
Lineage: Eukaryota; Metazoa; Chordata; Actinopteri; Salmoniformes; Salmonidae
Product: tripartite motif-containing protein 16-like
Exons: 3
Coding region: 8-940 (310 amino acids)
Molecular function (GO): protein binding
Source: RefSeq, a predicted model, not a curated record